AGCAAGAUAAACUGGAUCUCUCCUCUGUCUACACAGCAGUUGUUGAGAGACAACGUAGCUGUGUAAAUUAGAAGUAAAAUGUUAACAGUGAGUGAGGUGCUGGUACUUUCUGUGGUGUCUCUGUUGUUGGUACAGUUUCUGAAAUUGCAAUGGAUGAGAAGACAAUUUCCUCCGGGACCAACUCCGUACCCCUUCUUUGGAAAUCUGUUGCAGAUGAACUUCAAAAUUCAUCAUGAGCAUCUUAAAAAAAUGUCCAAAAUUCAUGGUGAUAUCUUCACCUUAUGGAUUUCAAACACUCCUGCAGUGGUCCUGCAAGGGUUUCAAGCAGUGAAGGAAGGUCUGACUGCCCAUGCUGAAGAUGUUGCUGGAAGGCCCUUAAUCGGAAUCCUUCACAUUCUGACACAUGGAAAUGGUGUUAUGUUCUCUAAUGGUCAUCUCUGGAAGCAGCAGAGGCGUUUUGGACUUGCAACAAUGAGGAAAAUGGGAGUAGGGAAAGAAGAUCAGGACUACCGACUGCAAGAGGAGGCUGCUCACUUGGUGGAAUACUUACAGAAAACAAAUGGAAAACCUCUGGACCCCACUACACCUGUUGCUCAUACUGUCGCAAAUGUGAUUUCUUCUGUGCUUCUUGGACAUCGCUUCUCCAGAGAUGAUGAGAAUUUUCACCGCCUGAUUGACUCCUUUGACACCAUGGCAGCAUUUUUGAACAGCAUCUCCUUUUUUAUAUAUGAGUUGUCUCCCUGGCUUGCUGGUCUUUUUCUGCCAUCAGUUAAAAAGGUGAAGUCCUGCAUAGAUUUUGUGAAUGGUCUGUUAGCAAAGGAACUUGAAAGUCACAAAGGAAAAAGCAAACUUGAUGAAAAUCGAGAUUUUAUUGAUUACUAUUUGGAUGAGAUAGAUAAAACUAAAGGAGAUCCUGAGGCUACUUAUAAUGAAGUAAAUUUGAUCCAGACUGUUACUGACCUCUUUGUAGCAGGUACAGAAACUACAGUCACCACUUUACUGUGGGCAUUGCUCUAUAUGGUGAUUUAUCCUGACAUUCAAGAGAAAGUCCAGAAGGAGCUGGAUGCUGUUGUGGGUCGUUCCCACGUAUUUUGCUAUGAGGACAGGAAAAAGCUGCCCUACACAAAUGCUGUAAUUCAUGAGAUCCAGAGAUACAGUAACAUACUCUUAAUUGCACUGCCCAGACUGAGUGUGAAGGACACGGAGCUGCUGGGAUAUCGUGUUCCAAAGAACACCAUGGUUUUAGCAAAUAUUGACUCUGUUCUGGCUGAUCCUGGGAAAUGGGAGACACCUGAUCAGUUCAACCCAGGCCACUUUCUGGAUAAAGAUGGAAACUUUGUAAACAGAGAAGCAUUCUUACCAUUUGCUAUAGGGCACCGUGUAUGUAUGGGGGAGCUGUUGGCAAGGAUGGAGCUCUUUAUUGUCUUUUCCACCCUGCUACAGGCAUUCACAUUCACCCUGCCAGAAGGAGUGAAGGAAGUCAACACCAAGUUUGUUUUUGGGAGCACAAUGAAGCCACCUCCCUACCAGCUCUGUGCCAUUCCUCGGUAGGAAAUGGCAGAUUCGGGGAAGAGUUACUCUGUAAAACUGCUUCUGUAUGUGAAUUCCUUUUUACAUGUCCUAAGACUUUUGCUUUCCUCUUCAUUUCGUUAAUCACUACCCUGAAACAUUCUUGACAGACAGUUGCAUCCUGAGGAUAAUAAUUAUAAAGGGCUCUUAUUUUGUUAUUUUUUUUUUCUGUUUGGAAAAUAUUGGUAAACUUCUCCUGAUGUGUAACAAAUAAAGACAUGAAGGGGAGAAUUAGAAUUGGGACUUAUUUAUUAUCAACUGGAAAGAGGUUUUACAGAGAAAAAUCUUGAAGCGUGGUCUGUAAAUUGGAAGGCUCAUGAAUAAAGAUUCUUCCUCAUAAGCCACAGUUGCAUUUGUGGAGAUAGGCUCAGAGGUCUUCCAGUCUGUCUUGGGAUAUUAGUGGGUGCAGGAGGUAAAAGAAGCUCUCCAAGGAAGCUUUCAAGAGGCAGAUAGUAUGACCUGAGAUAACAUUCCCUUAGACUGAUAUGGUUUUCUGUUGAGCAAGCUUGUUGUAUACAACUCUAUUGUUGUCACUUGGGAAAACAGUUCAGGGUUUCACUCACUAAACCAGGUAGCCUUUCAACCCUUCAGAUGAAAACAGAAGAGUGGCUUUAUCAGGCAGUUGUGGAGAGCUUUUCAUAUCACAAGCAAAGAACAAGGACUGGAAGACAAAUUACAACAGUGAGCAGUCACAGAGUGUUGAUAAUUUAUCCUUUUUAUGAGCCCAUUGGUUGCCAGCAACAUGAGAACAUCUUAAUGCCAGGUAGUCCAGUAAUUUAUUCAGCUUCAUUUAUUCUUUCAUUUUGUUGAAUGGAUUCGUUAUCACAGUUAGAUGACUUCACUUAGCACACCAUGACCAAGAGCAGAUUUGGCACUCCUGAAGAAUUCUGGAAGCCCUUUAUGAGCCAGGUGCCUUAGGACUUGGCAAAAGUGGAUGUUUUUUGCUGGUUUGCUUACUGGCAGUUAACAAGGGAUUCUAUUUUAUGGCAUUGGGAUACAUUCUUCUUGUAUGAAGUACAAUUUGGAUACUGCAUGCCAACACGGGAAGGAUUACUUUUAUACUCUGAUUAGCUGACAGUGCCAUCUCCAGGACUGACAUCAUUAUCACAGCUGUAUUUGUUUCAGGUGCCUCUGCCCACCUUGUGUUUCAAAGCACCCCAGUCUAACAGGCAGGGAUGUGCACACAGGAUGAAUCCUGGGUUGGUAGUUUCUUCCCUUGCAGGAUUACCUUUAUGGGAUGGUUCUACCCAUGUCCAGCAUGUCCUGGCAGGUAGGUGAUUAGUAUGAAGUUCCCUCAUGCUGGACCUGCAAACAUCCCCCUGGCGGUAGCUCCACACUGGUAAGAGAAUGAUUCAUUUGUAUCCAUCUGGAUCCAGGAGGAGAGGCAGCAGUUGCUCUCCCCUAGUAGGUUAAAAAUCGCUAAUCCUAAAGAAUAGCUGGUAGAUAGUGGUGAAGAAAUGCUGCUGCUGCUUGCAUUAAGUAAUUAUUAAGAAAAUGGAGCCUUGGCUAUUUCAUAAAUACAUUUUCUGUCAAAUAAAGUAAGAUGAAUCCCAUGCCUCAGAUCUGAACUAACCCACAGUCAUCUUCCUUUUCCAGUGUGACAGAAAAAUAUUCCAGGCUGGCUCCAGCUGAACACUGGUUAAAGGUGUGAGACUUGAGGAGUGAAGGCACUGGGGCUUAACUUCCACUGGAUAAAAAUGACUUUCUCUGAUGACAAAUAAUUUAGAUGGAAAAUCUUCUAAUAUCUAAAAGAACAGGGAAUGUAUAACAUUGAUUACAAAUUAAAAGUUCUGAUAAAUUGGGGAAUUUGAAGCAGAGUUUGUGAGAUUACACUGGAGACCGGGCAGGCAAAAAUUAUCAAAUUUCUUUUCAAAGAGAAUUUUAUUUUCCCUGUUGAAGGAGAGAGAUAAAUUAGAAAUUAUUGUCUUGAAAAAACCAGCUUUUUAGUGUACACAAACAAAGAUUAUGUGGAAACCUACAAACAUCCCUUGGUUAAUACACAUUAAUCAGUUAUGCAUUAGUGGUAAGAAAGAGCUGUGGUUGGAGGCUAAUUGCCCUCGAGGUUUGUAAACUGUGGGCUGGCCGACUCCAGGCUGUUCUUUCUGGACAAGGGUCCUUGUGUUCCAGAGCCACAAAAUCUGGAAAGAUUUUCUAUCCCAAACUCAGCUUUCAAGAAGCGAGCUGCUGCACAAGUCUUGGCAAUUUUCUGAGAGGAUUAGUGAAAACAUGUUUCUUUUACAACUGCUUUGCUCCCAAGGGAUGGGCAAUUUUGACAGGGAAGCAUUUCAGUCUGGAUCUGUUACACAGGACUGCAAUGGUCAUUGUUAUGUGGUGCCCAGAAUCUCUCUUGUGAGGUUUCCAUGGUUUUGAUUGCAGCAUGAGAACUCCCCUGGUGCUGUGUUUGUGGUUCCUGCUGGUGUUGAGGCUUGGCAAAGAGCCUUGGCUACAGAGUCUGUUUUCAAGUUCCCAAGGAUCCACACUCAUGUCACGACUAGUUCUUGCUGGGGCUCUUUAUUCUGGUUGUAGCUCAAGAUCCCUACUAGGUUUCCCACAUAUUUUUAUUAUUUUUUUUAAUCUGUAUGUUUAAUACUAUAUGUACUUUCUUUAUGAAUAUGCAUUAUUUAUCUCACAUACUUUCUGAUGAUUUUCU
Messenger RNA from Corvus hawaiiensis (hawaiian crow), 4219 nucleotides. RefSeq names its product cytochrome P450 2J6-like. The transcript is spliced from 9 exons. Gene Ontology annotation, biological process: arachidonate metabolic process; xenobiotic metabolic process. Gene Ontology annotation, cellular component: intracellular membrane-bounded organelle; cytoplasm. Bases 79 to 1551 code for a protein of 490 amino acids. Gene Ontology annotation, molecular function: heme binding; iron ion binding; oxidoreductase activity, acting on paired donors, with incorporation or reduction of molecular oxygen, reduced flavin or flavoprotein as one donor, and incorporation of one atom of oxygen. The record is from RefSeq and is a predicted model, not a curated record. Lineage: Eukaryota; Metazoa; Chordata; Aves; Passeriformes; Corvidae.